AUGAACCUGCUUUGCCCAAUUUGUUCUGAUAUGUUUGUACCUUCCGAUGAUGUAAAUAUUACACCUUGCGGCCAUAUGUUUCACCAUAUGUGCCUCCUACAGUGGCUUGAACGCUCCAAAUCGUGUCCUCAAUGCCGAAACAGAUGUACCGAACCGAGGCUAGUCAAAGUUUAUUUUAAUGUCACCACAAAUCUGGACGCAUCCGAAGACAGCGCUACGUUGUUGCAAAAGCUGGACAACCAGACGUUAAAAAUUCGUGAACAGGAGAAACUUUUGAAAGAUUUUGAGGCAAAGACGACCGAGCAUAAAGGAGAGCAGAAAAAAAUGAGAAAAACUUUGCUGGGGUUAGAAGAAGAGCUAAGAGCAAAAAAUACGAGCAUAUUUGCUUUUAAACAUGAGAUCGACAUGUUGCGAGGCGAUCGAAAGACUCUUCUUAAAGUUCAGGAAGAGUUAGAAUGCACUAAGGCUAAAUUACAGUCGUACGUUUUGGUGAAGCAAGCCCUUGAAGCGACGGCGCAGGAAGUCGAACAGAUGCUGGUCAGUGAUAUGAGCCGCGAUUCAGUUAUUGCAAUGGCCACUGCUCUGAAGCGUGAACUACAGGCACAGGAAAUCAAACGCAAAGAACAGUCCGAUCGCUUGAAACGCCUGCAGAACGAUUUGGUUGAAGAGCGAAGAAAACGGAAAACUCUCGAAGAGAACCUUUCAACAUGUGAUAGUGAAAUUUACCGAUUAGAACAGCUUUGCAAACAACAACAACAAAAAACUGUUGCCGAUACGUCUACCGAAAGCUGUGACGAUGUUCAUCCAGUUGGUGAAGGCGACAAGACACCCAACCAGGAACCGAACGGUCGCCGUAAGCGGCCAAUGCAAGACCUUAACAAAAGUACUCCCAUGUCGGAGAAGGUGCGGAAAAUUGUCUCCUCCAAUUCGCCUUACUUGCGAGUAAAAACGAGCAGCAUCGGGUUAGCCCCGCUAAUGCGUGGAGGUCUCAGCGCGAACCCAACGUUGACAUCAACUGUACAAACAAAUGAUAAACCAAAGGGUAGCAGCACCAAAUAUUCCAUUUUUUCUAAGUCAAGAAUUUCGUCGUCAGUCAGUAGAUACCCACCGACAAGCAAAAUUCCUCGUACUGUUCUAGAUGAAAACGACCGAGUAGAUCAUGUAAUUGAGGAAAACGCCGAUGUCGAUGUGAAAAAUAUGACUGGUUCACAAUUCAAACUAACAUCUUCCACAAUUACUGCACGGCUAAAAACAGGUAAACUUACUAGGCAUCCUUCAACCGUCAGCAGUCAUGCAGCAGGGGAAUUUCCGAAAGUAUUCGAUUUAGAGGUUGGUGAUCUUAUUGAUUAACCGCAUAUGUGCUCUUUUCGUUAGUAAGGUGCUUAAUAAAUAUUUAUGAGAUUUUUAAAGUAGCUUAAUUUCUUCACGCACAUAUUUCACAUACAACAU
Messenger RNA from Anopheles nili, 1449 nucleotides. RefSeq names its product E3 ubiquitin-protein ligase TRAIP (gene nopo). Lineage: Eukaryota; Metazoa; Arthropoda; Insecta; Diptera; Culicidae. The record is from RefSeq and is a predicted model, not a curated record. The transcript has 2 exons. Bases 1 to 1350 code for a protein of 449 amino acids.